UGCAGAAAGAAUAUGGACGCUGCGUGGAUAUUGGCCUUGUGGAUUCUCGGAAAAUCUGUUGGCGGCGUCUGGUUGCAACCCAUUGAUAGUUUAGACGAUGAAUUGCCUCUAUCCGACAUGGAUAUUCUUACCGAAAAUAAUCCUUUGGAAACUGAUGAAGGAGACCCUCUGAUUGAAGGAGAUAUGGUACUACCCAAGUUGCCCGAGGAUGAAGAAAACGAAAUUGAAGAUGAAUUACAAGAAAGAAAAGGACUGUUAAAUAUAUUAUCACUAUGGCCUAGUGGACGGAUAUCAUACAAUUUUCAUUCAUCUGUGAAUAAGCAGACGAGAGAAAGCAUUCGAUCCGCGAUGGACGACUGGGAAAAUAAGACAUGUCUGCGUUUUCAUGAAACUCUGUUCGACUUUUCUUAUAUUAGAUUUCGAACUGACACAAAAGGGUGUUGGUCCUUAGUCGGAAGGCAAAACCAGCCUUUUAGAGGUCAAGAUGUUUCAAUAGGUCCCGGAUGUGAAAGAAUUCCUGUCGUAGUCCACGAGAUAGGUCAUGCUCUUGGCAUGUUUCACGAACAGUCUCGCCUGGAUAGAGAUGGCUAUGUCACAAUUUUAUGGAAUAACAUACCUCCAGGAUUACAGUCGCAAUUCUCAACUGGCCUCGAUUAUCCUCGUGGAGUGGAAUAUGACUACACAUCAGUCAUGCAUUACAGUCCUAUGGCCUUCAGCAGCAAGCUGUUUGAGAGGAAUACUAUCGUAACAAAGAAUCCCCAUUACCAACGCCUCUUAGGGACAGGGAGAGUUAUUUCUUUUAGGGAUGCAAAACUAGUCAACAAGAUGUACUCCUGCAAUGCUUUCUGUCCCAACUUAUUCAAUGAUACGCAGCAAUGUCAAAACGGAGGUUAUCUUUCUCCGUACAGGGAAAACGGUAAGAACUGCCACUGCAUCUGCCCACCUGGCUCUACAGGACAAUACUGUGAGACAGUUUUCUCACGCAAUUAUUACGAGCCUCCCAUUUGUGGUGGUAAUGUAACGGAAGAGACAGAGAUUGAAACACCAGGGUAUCCAAAAAGAGAGCUUCCGAACGAUUCUUGCAGCUGGUGGAUACAGGCUCCUCCGAAAAAACGUGUGAUGGUGACCUUUAUGGACUUUAGUUUCUAUCCCCGUUUGGUCUCGAGGUCAAGCAAGUACAGGGGGAGAUGCCUACAGGAGAGAGUAGAAAUCAGAACAAGGAAUAUGGCCGAAGGAAACAUGUACUGCGGAGAAGACAUUAAGCAAGGAAUGAAUCUGGCAUCCAGCGGCCGACAAUUCAUGAUCAUCAUCACAACGAACAGCGGAAUCAAGACGACAAGAGGUUUAAAAGCUAAAGUCUCCUUCAUUGAUCAUUGAAGAAUUGUAGAAGUUGUUGUUCACCUUCAUCAUUUGUCAUUAGUCAAUAAAAAUAAUUUCUUAAUUA
This is a messenger RNA of Stegodyphus dumicola, 1444 nucleotides long. Its product is annotated as blastula protease 10-like. Gene Ontology annotation, biological process: molting cycle, collagen and cuticulin-based cuticle; proteolysis. Lineage: Eukaryota; Metazoa; Arthropoda; Arachnida; Araneae; Eresidae. Gene Ontology annotation, molecular function: metalloendopeptidase activity; zinc ion binding. The record is from RefSeq and is a predicted model, not a curated record.